Messenger RNA from Entrophospora candida, 6465 nucleotides. The record is from the annotation of a GenBank genome assembly. NCBI's taxonomy places the organism in Eukaryota, Fungi, Glomeromycota, Glomeromycetes, Entrophosporales, Entrophosporaceae.
AUGGACCUUACAAACUCCACUUUAUCACCAACAACUGCUGGUGAUGCUGUAGAAAACCGAACAUCAUUACUUAUUGAUCCAAAAACUCCAGCAGAAUACGCCUUAACCAUAUUAUAUAGACAAUUUGCAAAGAUUGCCGAAAAGAAAUUAGAAUUCAUAAUAAAAAAUAGUAGUGCGGAUCAUGAAAUUGAUUUCUUUAGCAUUUUGGGUUCUGGUGUCGAUACAGCUUUUGACAAAUUGUUAAAUUCCCUGGGUUAUAUAGCUAGACACAAACCUAGGCCUGUCAUUGACACAGUAAUGUAUUGGAGAAAAAAUAAAACGCAAUCACAUAGACGUCAUUUGAGUGAUACCAUAUUGAUGAGAAGAGAUUUUCAAAUGGCAGAAGAAGAGCGGAUUGGGCAAGCUACACUAUAUAUUUUGGCUCGUACACUUAUUGAAAUAGUAAAACAAUUACAGCCGGAAGCAUUAAAAGAAGAUAUAGGAAAAACUUUGGAAGAAGUAGUAUUUAAACCAAUUCUGGAUUGGAAACCUGAAGAUGUUUCAAGAUCAAAACAUAAAGAUGCAAAUUUUACCAUGUUUUCAGAACUUAUUGGUUGGCUUUCUAAAAUACGAUUUUGUACUGUUUCUGACCGAUUCACAGUACAAUUAGAACAAUUCAUUAAAUCAGCUCCAAGUAACAUGAAAGAACAAGAAACAAGAUUUGAAUUGCUUCUUAGAGGAAUGCAUCAUUUAAAAUUAAAAAUUUAUCCUGUGGAGGCAUUAGAAGAGACGGCUGAAUUUUUACAGACAUUAGCAAAAUUUAUGAAAGCUGCCGAUAGCCCAAAAAUAAAACAUGCAUAUGCUGAUUUAUUUGUAGCUGAUGCAGAGGUCAGAUUCCCUGCUUGGGUAAAAGCUGUUGAAAUGCUAUUUCCAAAAGCAUGGAAAAUGUUGGAAAGACCACGAUAUUGCCGUGUCGCAUAUCCAUUAGCUACGACUUUAUUAUGUGUUAGCCAAAGGGAAUAUUUUAUAAAUAAUUAUAACAAUUGUUUAAAUGCAUGCAUACAAAGGUUUAGGGACAGUAAAUAUAGACAAAUGGCGAUGGGCUGUGUAAUUAGAUUAGUAUGGACAUUGAUAUACCGAUGUAAUGAUGGAACUUCAAAUACACAUAAAAAAUUGGAUGAAAUAACUAAAAUUUUAUUUCCUCCUAACCGCAAAUCAACAACACCGCCUGAUAUUCAUCCGGAUUUAUUUGUACAAUUCAUACAUAUUGUAGGAAUGAAACAUCAUGAUUAUUGUAUGAAAAAUCUUAUAUUUUUUUUAAUGAAUUCAGAUCUUAUGGCUGGCCAGACAUUAUCACUAGAUUAUAUAUCACCUGAACGAAUGAGGAUUGCAAUAAGAGCUUUUAUGAUUUUAUUAGCCAACACUCAAGAAUCUGAAUUGAAACCAACCUUUCCAAGUAACCCUGAUUUGUUCUCUCCUAAACCUCUACUUGGGAUUAAAUAUUCUUCUGAUGUUAUUACUGAAGAGGUUUUGAAUCGAAUUGGGUUUAAAGAAGAUUUCCAUAAAUUUUGUGAAAUUGCUUUUAAAAUUGCUUAUAUGCUAGAUCGUAAUUAUGGUGGACUGCUUGUGCUGGAUGAAAAAAUUCAUACUUUACGUAUCAGCUCUUCACCGAUUGUCAAUGUAGUAAGUGGUGUUGGUGAAAUCAAUGGCUUUAUAACUCAUCAUUACUUAUCUGUCAAUGUAUCAUAUUCAAAGGAAAAACAGCCCUCUUUAGAUUUGUUGCGGGAAUAUGUUAAUUCUCUUCCUAGAUUAAUAAACGAUAAUACAAAAACAGUCGUGGAAAUGUUGUGCAGGUACACUGCCCACGCAGAUCCAGAGCUUGCUAAAUCAUCAUUUUAUGCUCUAAUAAGAAUUGCUCACCAGUGUGGUGCUGAAAUUGUUAUAACAGGUCUCUCACAUUUUGUAAAUAAAAUUGAGGAUCAAUACACAGAUAUUUUAACGGGUAGUGGUAGCCAUUCUGGAAUUGGCGCAAAAAGUGGCGGUGUAUUAAGAUUAUAUCUUGAUUUGCUAGUUAUAUGGUUAGGCCAGUUACGGAAUAACAAACAUACUACUGAUACUCGUGGUGAUAUUAAUGUUUUAGAUAAUUCUACUAAUAUCACUACACCUCAAUCACCAAAUGAUUCAACUGAUUCCUGUACUUGGACAACAAUUAUUGAAGUGAUCGAAGCCAAUGGAUUAUUGUUUCUUUGUAGUCAGUCGUCUCUGAUAAGAAAAUGUGCAAUCAGCAUAUUACAACUUGUUGCAGAUCUUGAGAUGGAAUUCGAAAAACGCACCUCUGGCACAGAUGAUAAACAAAAAUAUUCUCGUAUAAUUCAUGUUCUUAAAUAUGGCGGUGGCGAACUUAUCAAAUUUGAUACUGAGCUACAAAAUUCUCUAACAAUAGUUGAACAUAUACGUUUACAAAAAUUACAACAACAAGGCAAAAAGGAUAUUCUUUUAAGACUUGUCGAAAGUGAAAAUCCUGCUGAUGCUGUCAUAUGGUCACACUGUUUUCCAACUUUUAUGAAAAUAUGUAUAAAACGUUUUCAUGUAACUGUGCCUUUAUGUCGCAGCUAUGUUCUUAUUCGAAUUAUGAAGAUGCAAUCGGCCAUUGUUAGCGCAUCGGAAGCACAUGCGCGUCCAGCGCCAAAAUUUCAUAUGCCAAAAAGCACUUAUUCAGCUAACGACGAUAUCAUUAAACAGUGGAGUUCAUAUUUAAUUGUUGCCUGUUCCACGAUCACUGUUUCAAUGAAAGAUGACGAACGUUUCGAUCGACUUUGGACAAAUAAUCGUAAUCGUGGUGUUAUAUCACAACAAGAACGUAUCACAUCAGCAAAAGAGCUGUUCAGAAAAGUCUUGCCAUUACUUUCUUCUGAACAUAGAGAAAUUCGUAAUUCUGUAUGGACUGCUUUAGGCAAUAUAAAUGAAUUUGUUUACAGAACCUUACUUGAAGAAUUAGGUCCACAUAUAAAAUCAGUUGAAGAAGAUUACAGGAUUAGAACUCUUAAACAAGGUUAUGCGUCAAUGCAUAAACGUGGUAAAAAGUUCGAUAGAUUGCGAACUGAGAUUGCUCAUGUUUUCCAAUUGACGGCUCAUUUUCUUCUCAACGAAAGGUAUAUCCGUGAUUCGUCAUUAAUUAAUAUCAUAAUUUCAUUCAUUAAAGAGACAAAACAAUUUCUUCAAGAUGGCGAAAAUGCUAUGGACUGGGAAUGGCAAAAACUUCGCACAUAUUUUUGCGGAUUGAUUGAAAAACUGUAUGAUGGAAUUUCGCAAACUGAAGUUGAUAUAAUGGAUUCUGAAACUAGGGCAAUGCUUUUUAAAAUGAUUGAAGAAUGGUGUGGUCAUGGGAAAAGAGGUUCACAUCAUCGUGAAAGAGAAGCUAGAAUGCUUAGUAUGGUAAUGGAUCAAUUCAGAGAUGCAGAAGAUAGAAGACCUUUAACUACUCAAAUGGAAGCUGAUAGGAAAGCUUUAGAGUUUGCUGCAUUAAAUGCCAUGGCUUCAUUAUGUAAAGGACCAGUUGAAUCAAGCUCCAUGAAAAAACAGCAACAAAAUUUGCUUGAUUCUGAUAGCAUAUUUGAAUGGAUUCAAUCUGUUUUUGAAAAUCCGCAAGAUAAACUUCAUCCAAUUGCAAGGAGAGCACUUGAAGGGUUAUUAAUUAGUAAUAAAAAUAAUCCAAGUUUUCUUGAGGUACCAAUUCAUCUUUGCUAUUCAGGAAAUCCACAAUUUAAGAGCACACAAGGAUAUUUCUUGGCAUUGACAGAAGUAUUUUCCAAAGUUAAUGAUUAUCCUUGCGAACGACCUAGUAAAAUUUUAUCAUUAGCACUUUUCAAGGUAGGAGAUGCAGAAUUGGAGAUUAGAAAAAAUGCUUUAAAAUUAUUAAAAAUAAUAGAAAAUCGUUAUUGGAGAGAAACUUUCUCGGACGAGUUUGAAGUAGGAAUUACAAGUGAGCUAUCGUCGAUCUACAAACAAACACAAAUUCUCUUAUCGACAAAGCUUGCUCAACUGGCUCGAAAAAGAGAUGAAGAAAAAUUUGGACAACUCAGUAAUCUGAGUGAGAUGAAUAUUCAAAAUUUCACUGAACUUUACGAAGAAACUCAUUUUAUGUUGUCAGAGGUUACCAUGAGAUUUGAAUUUGUAGUGGAGAAAUGUAAGAAAGAUAUGCUUGCUUAUUUGGUACCCUGGGUUAGAAACGUAGAACUACAUUUUACAGAAGAAGGUGAACUACAUCCUACAACAUUUAUAAUGAUUUCAAAUUUAUUUUUUAUUACGGUGAAAUAUGGUGAUAUGUUUGUGAAGGAGAUCAAAAAAAUUUGGCAACAGUUAGUAAUGGGUGAACAUGUACGGAAUAUACGGGCUAUAGUGAAAUUUUUAAUUGAUGUUGGACUAGAGAAACGUAAUCCUAUUUUUGUGUCACAUGCGAAAAGAGUAUUUGUAUAUUUAGGUCGUACACCCACACGUGCAGCAGUUAUUGAAGCAUUGGUGUCUGAAAUAAUACCAAAAUCAAUGAGCCCACAAUCUAAAGAAACGGGUGAACAAAAGGAAUUAAAGACUUAUGGAAUGCAUCUUUCAAAAAUAGAAGAAGCGAUGCCACAACAAAACAAACGUCCUAUAUUUUCAUCUGGGCAAUUGGCAAUGUUAUAUAUGGUUGAUAUGGCAAUAGAGGCUGGUGCUGAUUUUGAAUUGCAUUUACCAAGAUUACUUCAUGUUUUAUUUGUACAAUUAGAUUCGACAAAUUUACUCAUCAGCGAGGAAACACGAUCAUUAUUGAUCAAUUUGAUUCAUUCGAUGAUACUUAGUAAAUCGGUGUAUCCGGAAGUGGUUAUGCUUGCAAAAUCAUUGGUGAAAGAAUUAAGAGCUAAGGAAAGUUCGCAAUUAUGGCCAUAUGAAGAUAUCACCUAUAAUAAUAGAUCUAUAAACAGUCUAGUAGAGCUUGAAAGAUUACUAAAAGACGUAGUGACGAUUUUUGGAGUAACAAUUUUUGGAGAAAGUAAUCAAGAUGACUUGAAACAAAUGUGGGGAGAAAUGGCAUUAAAAUGGGCGACGUCGUGUGCGGUUCGACAUAUAGCAUGUAGAUCUUUUCAAAUAUUUCGCUUUCUGAUCCCAGUUUUUAAUGAGCACAUGCUUACAGAUGUAUUAUCACGACUUUCUAAUACAAUAUCCGAUGCUUCCGAAGAUAUUCAAGGAUUUGCAUUGGAAAUACUGAUCACAUUGAGCAAUGUUGUUGAUUGGCUUGAAAAAGAUACUAAAGAAAUAUUUCCACAACUGAUAUGGGCGACAAUUGCAUGUCUUCAAACAGUCAAUGAGCAAGAAUUUUUAGAGGUGUUGUCAAUUUUAGAUAAAAUAUUAGAUAAAUAUGAUUUGUCAGAUGAAGAAAAUAGUGCGAUUUUGCGGAGUUUCUUCCCGGAACAUAAAUGGCACGGACAAUUUAUUGGUAUUCAACCAUUGUUGAUGAAAGGGAUUUUGUCAUCAACAGCAUAUCAAAAAACAUUUUACAUGUUAAAAAAACUGCUGUUUAUACAAAACGAACAAUUGAUUGACCCGACACCGUGUAGAUUGAUGUAUCUGAUACUUGCUAAUCUUCCAAGAUUUGUACAUGCAUUGGAUGAUGAAAGCAUCAGGGAGGAGUGUAAUGAAUGGGCACUUUAUUUAUCAGAAAUGUCUGAACAACAAGAUCGAACAAAUCUUGCCAAGAUUUUAAGCUCAUAUCAUAAAGGUCGAUUCAGAUCUAAGGAGGAUUUUUUGAGAAACAUCACAUUGAUUAUACGAGAAAAUUAUUUUAAUGAGCAUCAAGUAGAGAUCAUAAUAUUUUUCAUGAGUCUUCUUUCAAAUAAAUUACCAUAUUGUAAAUUGAAGACGAUGACGAUAAUCAAGACAUUGCUUCCAUAUGUCAAUACAGAAAAUCAUAAAUUUAUUUCAUUAGGAUCUGAGUUGAUACUACCAUUAUUGCGACUUUUGCAAACAGAGUAUUCACAAGAAGCAUUGGAGGUACUUGAUGAAGCGAUACUUAUUGUUGGUGGGCCUAAAGAUAAACAAAUUUUAAGAAUGAGUUUUAAUACACGGAGAGGAAAAGAGAACGAGACAACUAUUAGUCUAUUUGGUGAGCCGGAAGAGUCUGGAUGGUCAAUACCUGAUCGUAAUAGUGCGAUGGAAAUGACCAGGAACGAUGUUCACUCUGUGUGCUAUACGUGUAAAGUGUCGACAAUCUUACCAGAUCCUGACUAUCAAUUCUUUGCAGAUAUUCCUAUUGAUACAUCGGCUUAUGGAGACGACACACCUACAAGAGAUUAUAAAUUCCGUGAGAUUGUAUCAAAACUACAAGAUUUGAAUGAAUACUUUUUGCCAGGGGAUGAUGUUCUUAGUAAUGGCGGGGGUCGUCUCGAUUUCAGUGAAUUAACUGGCUUUGAUGGCGAACUAGCAUUUAUACCAGUAAAUAACCCUAGUAUAUGA